Messenger RNA from Mixia osmundae IAM 14324, 1593 nucleotides. RefSeq lists its product as uncharacterized. NCBI's taxonomy places the organism in Eukaryota, Fungi, Basidiomycota, Mixiomycetes, Mixiales, Mixiaceae. The record is from RefSeq and is a predicted model, not a curated record. Gene Ontology annotation, molecular function: protein binding. The transcript is spliced from 2 exons. Bases 59 to 1543 code for a protein of 494 amino acids.
CGUGCAUCGUGUACGCGCGCAGCCUGACUCAUUUCAAGCUAGUGCCAUACAGCAGGUCAUGUCAGCGCAUGAGGAAGAGGAUGACGACCUUGCGCUGUUCUUUAGCGAGGUCGAUGCCAUCAAGGCGAGAUCGCCACCGGCCGAUGAGUCCUCGAUACCGACUGCGAGCACAAGCGCCUUGCCCAAUGCAGCGUCGGCAGCCUCGCAGCAGCCACAACAGCCUCAAGCGAGCCAUGCCGCGCACGCAAUUCAAACGGCGUAUGCGCCACAUCUUCAUGCUGGGCAAAUACAACAACAAGAGCAGCAGCAGCAGCAGCAACAAAGGCAUUGGUCUGGCUAUGCUGCGCCGCAUCAAUCUUAUGGUGCGCCAGCUCAGCAAGGUUACGCACCGCCAGCGGCAGGCUAUUCUGGACUUGCCCCAAGCUUUGGACAGCGCAAACGUCGACGGCCGACUCUGAGACUGGUCGUACAGCGAUCCAAGAUACUGACGCCGUCCAGUGUCGCCAUGAUCGCGCCGGACGAAGAUCCGACGGAUGUUGGGCGAGAUCUCGCGCACGCAAAACGACUGCGACUCAAGGAAAUGGAGGUCAGUAAGCUCCAUGCGACCAUAUUCUGGUCUACUGCGCCUGCGGUCGAUAAAGCUCACUUUCACCAAGGAUGGAGCGUCAUCGACCGCGCGAGUACCCAGGGCACAUUCCUGAACUCGCCAGACCAGCCGGUUCAGCGGCUUUCUGCAGCCAAAGCGACCUCGCGACCGGUCAAGCUCUACCACGGCGACGAGCUUACUCUGGGCACGACGACGUUUCAGGUGCAUCUGCACGACACGUUUGCCUGCUGGGAUGCAGAAGGGCGAUUCGAGGAGCAGCGAGGCGAUUGCCCCGGAUGCGUCAUUGCGCAAGAUCAGUCCAAUUGGGUCAAACUCGAGCGCAUGCCCUUGGAGACACGAGGAGCAGCAGCGGCGCCGGAACUUGCACCACUCGAUGUUGAGCCUGGCCCGGACGGUAGGAUCCCGCUUGUAAAGACAAAAGCGAUCAGAGAAAAGGAGCGCGUGGCAGCUAUGUCCGCUCUGCGGAAGCGCUACCUGCGCGCAAAGUCAGAGGAAGAGGCAGACCGGGAGGACGAUGUGGAUGGCACACCUGCAUACGUCGAUCGUUCAGCUAUACGGCGGUCUACGCAAGCGUCAGAUGAUCCGCCUCCACCGGCCGCAAAGCGAGCAAAGAAAGGCGGAUCGUCAUCGCAGCAACCUGAACCAGUCAAGCACGAGCCAGAUCAGACCGUCUUUACGGACUCAAAGGCGGCCCAGAUGUUGCAAAAGAUGAUGGCCAACUCUGCUUCGACCAGUGCAGACCCCUCUGCGACCGCACCGACUGGACUGGGCACUCUCAUUGAGGCCAAGACGCUUGGCGUCGAGCGAGCUGGCCUUGGUUCGCGUGAAGCUGUCACGGCUGCAUCGCUCAGCGAGGCUCAUUCAGGAUCCUGGCGCGACAAGGUCAGGGAACAGAAUAGACAAAGGUGGCAGGAAAUGUCAAGGAAGCAUUUGUGAACAUCCUGUUGUACUGUCGUCUGCUUGCCGUCCUUCGACCGAUCCAUCCA